AUGUUACUUCGUUACCCCUUUUUCACGAUUCUCGCCUUGCUCGCCAUUCCAACAGGAGUAUUAUCACGAAGAGAUGACUCUAGCAGCGGCAGCGGCAGCGACAGUGGCAGUGAUAGCGGCAGCGACAGUAAUACCUACAACAACAAUCACCGCAAUGACCACAACGAUUCUGAAGAUAGUGCUCAGACCUCUUCAUCUACGACAUCCUCGGGCAAGCCCAAGUGCACAGAUUCCCACCGCCUGGACUUUGACGACCUUCAACCUUCGCACUACGAUAAAUACAAUCGGGACCCACGCCGUGGUAAUGCCAGUGCUUACAGCGACUUGGAUGGUGUCUUCUUCAAGGGCGAAGCCAGUCUCAAAUACACAAUCACAACACCACCCACAAAUCUGACAGAAGGUGACAUCGUUGGUUCAUCUUUGAUCACAUGUCCCGUUGGCAAACAAUCCAUGCGCAUGCUAGGCGCUGCAUGGGUCGCUGCCAAAGCUCCUGCUCCACCAGGACCUGUCAAUCCCAUCGCGUUAGGGUUCAAGGCCUGGAAGAGCAACACACGCGUCUCGGAUAUCGACAAUUCAUACAGCGUGUGUGAGAACCUGGAUCUUAUACGGCUCACCACAACUGUGGACUGGAUCACAGAAAAUGCAGUCCAGGCCAUGGACGCCGUUGCAUUAAACAUAACUCAAGCAGCUGGUAACAGCAGCAAGAUUCUGUUUGACGGCGCCUAUGAUCUCAAGAACUGGACAGAUAGGAAACGGGACUUUUUGGAAGGAGCACACUAUGACAAUGCCGGUCUUUAUGAUCAGAUGAUUGCUCUUCCGGAUAGUUUAUGCUCUGAAAAGAGCAAGUUGGGCAAAAUUCUUAUUGGAUGGCCUACUGGAACACACGUCAACGGGUCUAUGACCAAUGAAACUCUUGAGCUGAAUUUCUCUGGCGCUACAGUUGCUGGGUUUGAGCAUUCUGGUCAAAAAUGGCCGGACACCGACACAAAAGUAAAUGUGACUUUCGAGCUCACAUUCACGGGUCGUUUGGACGCAACAAAUUCCUCGCAGGUGGUUCUGACAGGGGCGUCGAGUCACAAUGGGUCUCUGGUCAGCUUUGAGAAGGUGACUGGUAGUGCCAAUGUCAUAAGUCACUCAUUGCACUGCAUACUUCUAUCUUUGUUGGUCAGUUUUGGGGUGAUGAUUUUAUGA
Penicillium concentricum is the source of this 1191-nucleotide messenger RNA. RefSeq lists its product as uncharacterized. NCBI's taxonomy places the organism in Eukaryota, Fungi, Ascomycota, Eurotiomycetes, Eurotiales, Aspergillaceae. The coding region runs from base 1 to 1191 and encodes 396 amino acids. The record is from RefSeq and is a predicted model, not a curated record. The transcript has a single exon.